This is a messenger RNA of Fusarium coffeatum, 1677 nucleotides long. RefSeq lists its product as uncharacterized. The transcript has a single exon. NCBI's taxonomy places the organism in Eukaryota, Fungi, Ascomycota, Sordariomycetes, Hypocreales, Nectriaceae. Gene Ontology annotation, molecular function: NADP binding; N,N-dimethylaniline monooxygenase activity; flavin adenine dinucleotide binding. The coding region runs from base 1 to 1677 and encodes 558 amino acids. The record is from RefSeq and is a predicted model, not a curated record.
AUGGGCUCUCUACCCAACUCAACCAACAAGUUCGACGUCCUCAUUCUAGGCGCAGGCCUCUCCGGCCUAUGCACCCUCUACCAUCUCAAACAGCGCUUUCCAGACUGGCGCAUCAAGGUCCUUGACGCUGCCCCCGACGUGGGCGGAACAUGGUACUGGAACUCCUACCCAGGAUGUCGCUUUGACUCGGAGUCACUUUCAUACUGCUUCUCGUUCGACAAAGAGUUGCUUGACGAGUGGCAUUGGAAAGAGGCCUUUUCUCCUCAACCUGAGACGCACAAGUACAUCACAUACUUUGCGGAGAAACAUAAUCUCUACAAAGAUAUCCAGUUGAAUACUAUUGUUACCAAGGCGACUUGGGAUGAGGAGGGACAUACUUGGACUUUUGUCGAUGAGACUGGGAACGAAUAUGUUUCCAACUUUUUCGUUAGUGGGUUAGGCUUUUUGUCUGCGCCGACCUUACCUGCUAUUGAGGGCAUUGAGGAUUUCAAAGGAACGCUGUUCCACACCUCCCGCUGGCCGAAGGAUCUCGAUAUCAGUCGGGACUUUGCCGGCAAGAAUGUUGGCGUCAUCGGUACCGGGGCAACUGGUAUCCAAACUAUAACAGCCCUAUCCAAAGAACCCAGCAUCAAGUCAGUCAGAGUCUUUCAACGCACAGCCAACUGGUCUGCACCGCUCCGAAAUUCCGAAAUCACACUCGAGGACAUGGCCGAGCAUAAGAAGAACUACGACAAGGUGUUCCAAAUUUGUUCUGAGAGCACAUCUGGUUUCGUGCACAAAGCCGACCCACGAAAGUCGCUCGAAGUUACUGAGGAAGAGCGUCUCGAGCUAUGGGAGAAACUGUACAAUGAACCUGGUUUUGGAAAGUGGCUAGGUGUGUUCUCGGACACAUACACCGAUCGUUAUGCGAACAGUCUAUACUCGAACUUCAUGGCGGACAAGAUCAGGCAGCGUGUCAACGAUCCUGCCGUUGCUGAGAGUCUUAUUCCCAAGAAUCAUGGUUUUGGAACGCGGAGGGUGCCGCUUGAGAGUGGUUACUUUGAGGCGUACAACAAACCCAACGUUCAUCUCGUUGAUUUGCAGAAAUCACCCAUUGAUCGCGUUACCCCAUCUGGAAUCUUGACCUCCGAUGGGAAGGAACGCAGACUCGACGUUCUGAUCUGCGCUACUGGCUUCAACGCCAUCACUGGCGCUUUCAGCGCUAUAGACUGGCAUGGCAAGGAUGACCGUCCAUUGAUCGCCACCAGCGACAGUCCCAAAGCCGACAGCGCAAUCUGGCUUGAUCAUCGACCACGAACAUUCCUCGGCCUUACGGUACCUUCCAUGCCGAAUAUGUUCAUGGUUCUUGGUCCUCACCAACCCUUCGGGAAUGCUACUCGCAGCAUCGAGCACGCUGUUCAGGUUAUCACGGACUUACUACAGUACUGUAAGGAUAACGGGUAUACUUCUGUUGAGCCUACUGAGGAGGCUGUCGAGAAGUGGACUGAGCAUGUCGUCAAGUGCAGUGAGAGUCAGACUUUGGUGAAUGAGAUUGAUAGCUGGAUGACGGGUGUGAAUAAGAAUGUCAAGGGCAAGAGUGUUAGAAGUGUUGCACGGUACAGUGGUAGUACGAUUGAGUACCGCCGACGAUGUAAUGAGGUUAAGAAGACGGGGUAUCAGGGUCUUUUGUUUUCUUAG